Lutra lutra (Eurasian river otter) is the source of this 3946-nucleotide messenger RNA. RefSeq names its product KIAA1328 ortholog. Bases 617 to 2431 code for a protein of 604 amino acids. NCBI's taxonomy places the organism in Eukaryota, Metazoa, Chordata, Mammalia, Carnivora, Mustelidae. The transcript is spliced from 12 exons. The record is from RefSeq and is a predicted model, not a curated record.
GACUCUGAGUGGGGGGGCGAAGCUCGGUGCUGUCCCCGGGGGCGGGGCCGUCCUUUCCGGCCGCCGUGUAGGUGCCGGGCUUUUCCCUGGCUGGGGUGUUAGGUAGCAGAGAGCCUGAUUCUGUCUCCAGGCUGGAGCACUAGGUUUGGGGACUCAGCACUGAUGUUUCCCGGCCCUCCUUGGCGGACUGUCCUUGGUUUGCGUGGUUAGGAGCGAGUCAGGACCUUUUCGGACUUCGAAGGCCUGUCUGUGAUGAUUUACUUUCAUGCUGGGAUUUUCGGAGAGGUGUGGGGCUGACCGUGGUCCGGUGAUGCUGGUUACGGAAUAAAAAGCGUUGCAAAUCCUUGCUGCUGGAAGUAGUGUUGAUUUACAGGUGGACUGUGGGUCCCCACUGGCAGGAUUGAAGUUCUGGGAUUGUUUUGGGUGGUGGAGAAGCCGUGGAGCUUUUUAUGCUUGUGGUGGUGUUCGCAGUUCAGUAACUGUAUUGAGAUGUGUGACAGAACUGGUUCGUUCUCCGGUUCAGGUUGUCCCAGCCUGCUCUUUUCCUGAUCAAAAGAAAUUAGGAAAGUACAGAAUAGAGGCAGCAUUUGGAUGAUUUUUUCUAGUAUUUUCCUUCAUGUCCUUCUUCAUAGUUUCUGAUGAAGAACAAUCAGUAGUAUAUGUUCCAGGAAUUUCUGCAGAAGGAAAUACCAGAUCAAGACACAAGUUAAGUCCAAAAGCUGAUGUUAAACUUCCGACUUCCAGGGUUAAUGCCGCUUCAAUCUCCAUGGAGUCUUUAAAAGGUGCAGGAGAUUCAGUAGAUGAACAGAAUUUCUGCAGGGGAGGACUAAAGAGUGCAUCAUUGAAGGAUUUGUGUCUUGAAGACAAAAGACGCAUUGCAAAUUUAAUUAAAGAAUUGGCCAGAGUAAGUGAGGAAAAGGAAGUGACAGAAGAACGAUUCCGAGCCGAGCAGGAAUCAUUUGAGAAGAAGAUCAGGCAGUUGGAAGAACAGAAUGAUCUGAUCAUCAAAGAAAGGGAAGCUCUUCAGCUACAGUAUAGAGAAUGCCAAGAACUUCUAAGUCUCUAUCAGAAAUAUCUAUCAGAACAGCAAGAGAAGCUCACCAUGUCUCUCUCAGAACUUGGUGCUGCUAGAAUGCAGGAACAACAGGCAUCCAAUAGGAAAAGCACUCUUCGGUCUUCAGCUAUGGAACUAGAUGGUUCCUACUUGAGUGUAGCCAAAUCACAAACCUGCUAUGAAACCAAGCAGAAGCCUAAGUCUACAAACCAGGACUCAGCUUCAGAAGCCCUUCUGGAGUUUAGGAAUAAUUCUUUGAAACCAGCAGACUUUCAUUAUCCCGAAACAGACCUAGACAGGGUGCUGUCAGAGACCAGAACAUGUGAUUAUGGAUCCCCAGGGAGAAAACUAGCAGAUGCAGUCCCUGCAGAGAAAGUUCCACCAGCGGAAUUGAAGAUGAAAGAAUGCCAAACCCUGAAGCCUAUUCUAUCCAGUCAGUGUUGUGGUCAUAGACUUUCUGAAAACGCAGAUCCUAUUCCUGAAAGCCAUCCUACACACAUGGCCCCUCAAUAUUCCAGAGCACACCUGGAAUCAUGCAGUUAUUGUGGGCUUUCCCGGACAUCCCGGAUGCAUGGUCAAGGGACACAGCAGUCUAGUGAAACUGAUGUCAAAAAGCAACUCUCAGAAAAUAGAAGGCACCAACUUAUGCUUCAGAAAAUGGAACUGGAAAUUGAAAAAGAGCGCCUUCAGCAUCUGCUGACCCAGCAGGAGACAAAGCUUCUCCUAAAACAGCAGCAGCUUCAUCAGUCUCGACUGGAUUAUAAUUGGUUAAGAACUCAAGCUGUAUUUAAGUCAAGAGAACUCCUUGCUGCUAAAGAGUUUACCAAACCCCGAGAGUUCAAUCUGGAUAUGAAUGGGGAUGACUCUGGACCAAGUUUAUUGAAGUCAAAAUGUGAUGGGUGGCUGCUGGGAGCAUCAUCGUCCAUCAAAAAACACCAAGAGUCCACUAACAGCAGUGAGAAUAGAAGAGAGAAGAAGACAGUUGGGUUUCAAUCACAUACAGAAGAUGAUACCCUAUGGACAUGUCAAAAGAGAGAUACAUAUCGACCCCAAAGAGGAACAGUGGCAGGAGUUAGAAAAGAUGCAUCCACAUCUCCUAUGACGAUAGGAAGCCAAAAGGAACUUGGAAUCUCAAGCUCAUCAGCACUGCAGCACGAUACUUCUCGGUACGAGACCUCUCUGCUGGAUUUGGUUCAAUCUCUGAGUCCAAAAUCUGCUCCCAAACCUCAACCCCAUCCCUCCAGAGAAGCUGGGGCCUGGAUUCACAGUCAUCGCCGACUCAGUCCUCGAAAAUCAACCUGGAACAAGAUGGGGACAGGCAGGACCCCCGAAGACCUGGAGGAGAAUCAAAUUCUGGAAGAUAUCUUUUUCAUUUGACGUUGAAACACACACUACAAAAUUUCCAUCUGAAAUGUGUGGGCUUCUUUAUAUCCUGAUCUAGGAUUUUAAAUUAUUUGAUUGCAAACUAACUGUGUCUCUCCUUUCACAGGGGCCUCUCUCACUAACAUCCUGUUAUGUGUUGAACAUAGAAAUCAUGUUACAAACCCAGAGUGGUUUUGAUCAGACCCCUCAGUAGGUGACACAUUAAGGGCAGAGUGGGGGAGGGCAGUAUCUUUUCUGUGCCAAGCAGAGAUUAGAAAAUUAACAUAGGACCCUUUCUACAUGCAAAGGCCUUUACAUAUUCAGCCUCAUUUCCAGAGUGUUUCCUUCUCAAUACUUAGUGGGAAAAGGUUGGUUCUCUUUUAUGCACAAGGAAGAACUUUUCACAGAAAAAUCCCUCUGAUUUAAAAGUAGUCCCUUUGCAACAUAAGCAGUUUCAGAAAGACAGCCUCUUUACCUCUCCACCUCACCUUUACCUCUGUUCCCUCAUUGCCUACCUCUGUAUACGUGUAGUCAUUUAAUUCCGAAGUUGGAGUUGGUGUCUCUACCAUCGCAAGCAACACCCAACAACCAAUUUCGAGUCAGUUCCAGUAAUCAUCAGCAGUAACCAAAGGGCACAGUGGGCUGGAGGGAGGGCCCCAACCAAUCCUUGGAAACCAGCAUUAAGUCACAUCAUAGAGUGACUGCCCUCAGGAAAUAAAAUGGAGACACAGGCCUGACAUGCUUUUCCUGCCAUCCCCCCAUUUCCCAGGAUAAAUAAAAGCAAUAGCUCAGUACUUUUUACUGACCUAAGUGUCUGUACUUGUGAGCUGCCCAUGGCUGUCUCUGGGGAAGAUGCCACUAGGGAGAGGAGCAUCAGCUGCCACAGGCUGAGAGGCUUUCCCUGGUCCUCCCUCUUACCUCAUGAGGAUCAAAGGCCCUAGGUUGCUCGGGCCUUUGAUGUGCUCUGCUCAGGCUAUUGUCCCAUGACUCCAAAGAAACAUCUCUACUUGCCAGAUUCUCCUCCUCCACUCCCAAACAGAAUCUCCCUAUCUUUUCCACUCCUCCAUUUGACCCAGAGAAGGCCUGUGGAAAAAGUACACUUGCAACCUUAUUCUCUCUCUCCUCCUAUUUGGCAGAGCUCUUAAGAUGGGUCCUUCAGCUUACAGUGGGCUCCAGUGGGUUCUCAUGCCCCUGGGCAGCAUGAUGAACCUGGUAGAGCCAGUGAGUUGAUGACUUCCAGUCACUGGAAACAAGGAAGGUGUGUCCCCAGAUGUGUCUACUUGGUGACCUUAUUUGAUCUGUUCUGUUUCUCUCUCCCUUUCACCCAACCCCAGGCUUGAAGUGGGACCAAGAGUCUUUGUCAGUCAGCAUUGGUAGCCAAGGUCAGACCACCCAGGGUGAACUGCAUUUAGUGAGCCUACAGGGCUUCCCUGAAGUCUUUAUCAAAACUAGAUUAUCUCAGCCUACAAAAGCCUUGUUAAACAGAUUCUUUAUGUGGAUGGAUUAAAAUCUCAUGUCUCUUCUGCCUGA